AUGAUUGACUCGCCGAAGAGUUUUAAGCGAAAGGCCUCUGAGGAAGCAGCUUCCCCAGAGUCUGGGGUGCAAAGCAAGAAGGCACGAACAGAUUCCCCUGUGAAAGAAGAAGACGCCUUGGUCAAAAAACCACCUCUUCGAAUUGUUCCAUUCCCUGAGAAGCCCGCUGUUCUCGAGGAACGUCGAGGCGACAUCGAAUUCCGUGUCGUCAAUAAUGAUGGCUCCCAUGACAGCUUUAUUGUUCUGACAGGCUUGAAAUGUAUAUUCCAGAAGCAACUCCCGAAGAUGCCUAAGGACUACAUCGCACGCCUUGUCUACGAUCGGUCCCAUCUUUCUAUGGCUAUCGUCAAGCACCCGCUGGAGGUUGUUGGAGGAAUCACAUAUCGUCCGUUCAACUCCCGAAAGUUUGCUGAAAUUGUCUUCUGCGCUAUAUCCUCGGAUCAACAGGUGAAGGGAUACGGUGCACAUUUGAUGUCCCAUCUCAAGGACUACGUGAAAGCCACAUCUCCCAUAAUGCACUUCCUCACCUACGCCGACAACUAUGCCAUUGGAUAUUUCAAAAAGCAGGGCUUUACCAAGGAGAUCACGCUCGAUAAAUCAAUUUGGAUGGGAUACAUUAAGGAUUACGAGGGCGGCACGCUCAUGCAGUGUACCAUGCUCCCCAAAAUCCGCUAUCUGGAGAUGGGUCGCAUGCUCACCAAACAGAAGGAGUCAGUGCAAGCCAAAAUCCGUGCCUUCAGUCGCUCGCAUAUUAUUCAUCCCCCUCCGAAGGAAUGGAAGAAUGGGGUGUACGCGAUCGAUCCUCUUAGUAUACCCGCAAUCAAAGAGUCUGGAUGGUCGCCAGACAUGGAUGAAAUGGCUCGCCAACCGCGCCAUGGACCCAACUAUAAUCAAUUACUGCACCUGCUGAAUGACAUGCAAAACCACAGUGCAGCUUGGCCGUUUACUCAACCCGUGAAUCGAGACGAGGUGCCAGACUACUACGAGGUGAUCAUGGAACCUAUGGAUCUGUCGACUAUGGAAGAGAAGCAUGAGAAGGACUUGUACCCGACCCCACAGGAUUUCAUCAAGGAUGCCAUGUUGAUCUUCGACAACUGCCGACGUUACAAUAAUGAGACAACACCCUAUGCCAAGAGUGCAAACAAGCUUGAGAAGUUCAUGUGGCAGCAGAUUCGGAACAUUCCGGAGUGGUCGCACCUUGCCGAUAACCAUUGA
Messenger RNA from Penicillium coprophilum, 1215 nucleotides. RefSeq names its product histone acetyltransferase GCN5 (gene gcnE). The transcript is spliced from 7 exons. Gene Ontology annotation, cellular component: histone acetyltransferase complex. Lineage: Eukaryota; Fungi; Ascomycota; Eurotiomycetes; Eurotiales; Aspergillaceae. Gene Ontology annotation, biological process: positive regulation of transcription by RNA polymerase II; chromatin remodeling. The record is from RefSeq and is a predicted model, not a curated record. The coding region runs from base 1 to 1215 and encodes 404 amino acids. Gene Ontology annotation, molecular function: histone H3 acetyltransferase activity; protein binding.